Molecule: messenger RNA, 3365 nt
Organism: Felis catus (domestic cat)
Lineage: Eukaryota; Metazoa; Chordata; Mammalia; Carnivora; Felidae
Gene: STX2
Product: syntaxin 2
Exons: 11
Coding region: 254-1120 (288 amino acids)
Biological process (GO): synaptic vesicle fusion to presynaptic active zone membrane; exocytosis; intracellular protein transport
Cellular component (GO): synaptic vesicle; endomembrane system; plasma membrane
Molecular function (GO): SNARE binding; SNAP receptor activity
Source: RefSeq, a predicted model, not a curated record
CCGACAGCGGCAUUCCCGCAGGAAGGCUCCCGCAGGCUGCGUGGGCCCGGGCGCGGCGCGGCCGGGCAUGCGCAGAGCGCACGGGCGCGGUUGCCGUGGCAGCGCCGGCCCGAGGGGAGGGCGGCGGGAGGGCGCGGUGCGGAGCCGGCGACCGGCAGGCUGAGGCGGCGGCGCGUCCACCGAGAGCCCGCGGCGGCCGGAGGCGGCGCCGGGCAGGCCUGAGCGGCGGGGCGCGGCGCCCGGGCCCGUGGGGAUGCGGGACCGGCUGCCGGACCUGGCGGCGUGCAGAAAGAAUGAUGAUGGGGACACCAGUGUUGUCGUUGAAAAGGACCAUUUCAUGGAUGAUUUCUUCCAUCAGGUUGAGGAGAUCAGGACCAGCAUCGCUAAAAUAGCUCAAUAUGUUGAAGAAGUAAAGAAAAACCACAGCAUCAUUCUUUCUGCACCAAACCCAGAAGGAAAAACAAAGGAAGACCUUGAGGAUCUGAACAAAGAAAUCAAGAAAACUGCCAGUAAAAUCCGAGCCAAGUUGAAGUCUAUCGAGCAGAGUUUUGAUCAGGAUGAGAGUGGGGACCGCACCUCAGUGGAUCUCCGGAUACGACGAACUCAGCAUUCAGUACUGUCUCGGAAGUUUGUGGAGGUCAUGACGGAGUACAACGAGGCCCAGACUCUGUUUCGGGAGCGGAGCAAAGGACGCAUCCAGCGCCAGCUGGAGAUCACUGGAAGAACCACGACCGACGAGGAGCUGGAAGAAAUGCUGGAAAGCGGAAGCCCUUCGGUCUUCACCGCAGACAUUAUAUCAGAUUCACAGAUCACUAGACAAGCUCUCAAUGAAAUUGAGUCUCGUCACAAAGACAUCAUGAAGCUGGAGACCAGCAUCCGGGAGCUACACGAGAUGUUCACGGACAUGGCCAUGUUCGUUGAGACCCAGGGCGAAAUGAUCAACAACAUAGAAAAAAACGUUAUGAACGCCACAGACUAUGUAGAACACGCUAAAGAAGAAACGAAAAAGGCGAUUAAAUAUCACAGCAAAGCUAGAAGGAAAAAGUGGAUAAUUGUGGCUGUGUCAGUGGCUGUGGUUGCCGUAAUUGCUCUAAUUAUUGGCUUAUCGGUUGGCAAAUGAUGGUGUGGACGACGUCAGUGUGCGUGCCCCCCUGCCAGCGAGGCAAAAAUGAUGUGCAUUAUCAUUUGUGUAAUCGUUUUGCUUGUGAUCCUUGGAAUUGUCCUAGCAACAACCUUGUCGUAGCGACCGUAUCCCGAGAGCCACCGUCCUUGGAGUCAGACCACAGGCGCAGCGAGUGGCGAGCCCGCGCCCUCCCGUCCCGUGACUGAGCCCCAGACACCGUGACAUGUGGUGCUGGGCGCCGGUCUCGCUGCUGGGGGCCAGGGGGAGGCGCCACAGGAUGCACCGUCUAGUGAAAGUCCGUGAGCGGGAUGGGUGUGACGAGCUAACCCAGACGUCCUUGGACUCUGAAGAGCACAUCACCGAAAACUAACAAUGUGAAACUUGUUUCAGUGGUCUUAAAAUAAGGAAUGAUUGAAAAUUUCUUUUUUUUUUUUUUUUUUUUUGUAUUUCAGUGUUAAAAGUACACGUGAAGUUUAAUGAGGAAUAUUUUAUGUCAUGAAGCUAUGAGAUUUCAGGUCUGAGCCUUCCUCCCUCCCCGCCCCCCAGCUAACACGCUAACUAAGAGUCGUUUUUGUACUCCGUUUCAUUCGUGUUUUGUUCGUAACAAAAAUUUGUAUCGUCACAGAACUGUUUUGUAAGAUAUCGAUAAUUUUAAAUGUUUAUAAAUUGUUUAAUAUAUUAACAUCUUAAUUUACUCCGUUUUUACAUAUCGAAUAUUGCCUUUUGAAGUAAAUAGGAAGCGUCAUGUAUGACUAGAGCCUUCUUUGCACAGUUGUUUACCAAGUUUGCCGUUGGCAUAGCACACAUCGGCGGCAAAGCCCCCGAAAAGCCUUUCAAGUGCCUUCUGUUAAUGCUGAUUCACAAGGUUAAAAAAUGCACCUGACGGCCUCCGGGAAAGUGUCCAUUAUUGCACUGGGCCCACUCCUACCUGUUCUGCUGCCCGAGAUAAUAAACUAGUUACUGCCCGUGAGAGACCACCGCCUCUUCUUUGUUCGUUAGAAAUAAGGUUUGUGUGUCCCCGUCUACGUCAAUAAGGUCUGAACUUAAGACGGUGAGAAGACCGAGAUUGAGUACUUUCUAAACUCAAGGAACUUACUCCCAGACAUUAAUUCCUCUAAAUGUAAACCGCUGUACAGGUUACUUGUAAAUGCUCCUGGUAAGUGCUUACUGUUCUGCUGAGCUGCAAAAGUAGAUUCCCAAAGUUCAUAGGAAUCCAUGGUAAUUAAACAUCUGUAUCGCGCGGUGAUGUUUCUUAGUGUAAUAUGGUUCAUUUUUUGGCGUGUAUCACGCGUGGGCUCUUACUAGGGAGCGGACCUCUGGGAGACGGCAGCUGGUCAGGACUGUGGGUGAACGUGUGAAGGAUGUUCCAAAUGUCGCCAAGCUCUCAUUACUUGUGUAUGCGAUCGACCGUGUAAGCGCGUGCCUGCAUCCUGACAUUGGCUUAAAAACUGAUAGAGCCACGCUUGCUUCCACACGGUAGGCGUGAAUGAGUCGAGCAGUCCAGAAACUGUGCUCUUUAUGUAAUACGAUUAUGACUUCCACUCGUUCCUGAUUUAUGCGCGCAAUGGCUUAGCUUAGACUCGGAUCUGAAUGGACGCACUUCAUUUGCGUGCUGAUCACCGCUGAGUGCUCAGAGUUAGGAGAGGAGCGCUCUGGCUGCAACGCGUGUUUUUAAAAAGUCUUUACAUGGCCCGUCAACGGGGUCCGCUCGCUAUGUGUGCACAAGUUGGAGACGCGCCUUGAAGGACAUUUAAAUAUUUCGCGAUCAUGCCUGCAUUAGCACAACUCUUGUGCACUCGUUUGUGUCAUCGCGUCCGCGUGCAGAGCAGCGCUCUCUGUGGCGGCGGCCUGUGUGCGGCUGGGCGCGUUCUCCAGCUCUGGCUCGUUAACCUCGCCUCCGGCAACGGCUCCGACUGCCCUCGUUCAGGUCAUUCUUCCGAGAUUUACCAAACUUGUGCUUCUGUAGUUGGAGUCCAGGAAAAGCCUUUUCAAAGUCAGUCAUUGGGUAGCGCUGCUGUACGCAUGGACCCCAAGCACCCGUUUGAGAUCAGAUUACAAAAGCUAUACUUACGGGUUCCCUUGUUACUUUUAUCAUUCCUUCAAAUAUUUUAUGUUUACAUAAAGAAAAAACUGCCAGAGAACCAAAACCAAACUGACUUUCUGUCUCGUCAUUUCUGGAAAGAUUUUGGGGGGAGAUAUUUUAUUGCAUAUCCAUUAAUAAAUUGUUCUACUAAGAAAAUCA